CUCGAUUCCAUAAUUUCUCAUCUAAACCGAGAAGAUAAAGGAGUAAGAGAAAAAUAUCUGCAGGUUUUCUCUAUCCUCAAGCUCGAAAAAUCCGAUCUUGAAGCUGUUGAAAGGAGGUAAAGUCAUGAUGGAAGCAGAUUCUUCUAAUCUCCCUCGAGAAGUCACGCCAGAGCAGGUUCCGGCGCCGGCGACGGAGCGAGAUGAACACCAGACUAGAAAAAGGAGUCGUGGCUCUGAUUCGAUGCUAACCGAGGGUGCUUCUUCGGGGUUACAUCAACUCUUAGAUCAGCUUCAGGUAAUAUCUUCACCUGUUCUUCAGUUUACAGACAAGUGGAGAGAGAUCCACGAGGAGUAUGCUACUUUGCAAAGUUUGCUUAAGAAACAAGCCGUGAGAUUAGAUCUGAAGGAGAAGUCUUUGAUGGAAAGAGUUGUGGAGUUGGAGAAGAAAGAAGAUACGUUAAAGGAUGUUGAAGAGAGGGAGAGGAAGAUUGGUUUGCUUGAAAAGUCAUUAGAGGAGAAAGCAAAAGAGAAUGAUGUGAAGCAGUAUCUGGUAUCGUCACUUCUCAGGAGAUUGGAGUGUGAGACAGCGAGUGAAGCAGCGAACGUGCUUGAAGAGAAGGAGAAAGAGGUUGAGCGGCUUUCAAAGUGGAAUGAUGAGAGGUCACGUGAGCUAGAGAAGGCUGUGGAAGAGUUUGAAGCUAGGGAGAAGAAGCUUAGAUUACUUGAUGAAGCUAUUAAAGAGAAGGUGAGUGAACUGGAGAAGAAACAUGAGACGUUUGAUGCUGAACAAAUACUAAAAGCUGAGGAGAUGGAACUGAAGAGAAGAGAAAUGUUGGCUGAAGUGGACAAGAAAGAGAAGAGCUUUGAAAUGGAACUGAAAGCUAAAGCUGAGGAGAUGGAGGUUAAGGAGAAGCAACUUGAAGAAAGAGAGAAAGAGCUUGACUUGAAGCAGAGAGAGUUGGAGAAAGUCAUGGAGAAGCUUAAAGAGAGGGAGUUACAAGAGCGAGCUGGGACUUGUAAGAGAUCUAGCUUGUUGGCAGAGAAGGGAACUGAAGCUGGUUCAACUUCUGCAUCAUCUCCACAACAAAGAGACAAAGCGUGUGAAGAAGAGACUGAGAGAAUAAAGAUUGUUGAUUCAGAGUUUCAUGACUUCAAGAACACAAUGAGCUCUUUCUCGGUUGACAAAAUAUGGGCGCUUUACGAUCCUCAAGACGAAAUGCCUCGGUUAUACGCUAAGAUCAAGAGAAUCAACAAGUCACGGCUGAGUCUCGACGUGACAUGGCUUGACCCUAAAGAGGAUGAAUCAGUUCCCGUUGCUUGUGGGAGGUUCACACGCGGGAGAGGAGGAACAGUGAGCUACUUGGCGUUUUCUCACGAGCUUAAACCGAUCAUACACGGCAGGAACAUCUCUGUGAACCCCCAAAAAGGUGAAACAUGGGCUCUUUUCAAAAACCUGGGACAGCAGCACAAGCCUCCUUAUAGAUACGACUUGGUAGAAGUUGUGGUCGGCUCCAAGGAUCAUCAAGGCGUUGGAGUGGCCUACCUAGGGAAGGUUGAAGGGUUUGUAUCGGUAUUCAAACACGCUGCACAGGGUAGAGUCGUUAAGCUCGUGAUCAGACCAGAUGAAAUGCAGAGAUUCUCUCACAGAGUUCCCUCGGUUAGACUGAGUGGAGAUGAGAAAGAGGGAGUUCCUGCUGGUUCUUUUGAGCUUGACCCUGCUGCUGUUCCAAGCUACAUACUCCUUGGUGGAGAAGGAGCCUGAUGUGGUUCAAGUUAAUUCUGCAGAAGAUGUCCCUCUUAUUGUCUUUUAGAUUGAGGUUUGUGUUUUAGUGACUCUGAUGUUAGUUCUUGUAAUAAGUAGAAGUAUCUAUGAUUGUCAGAAGAUGGAUUUUCUUAGUGGCAAACAAACAACAAUAUGAAAAUAGUAUGGUUCUGGUUACACAAA
This is a messenger RNA of Brassica napus (rape), 1945 nucleotides long. Its product is annotated as DNA ligase 1. Bases 125 to 1762 code for a protein of 545 amino acids. The record is from RefSeq and is a predicted model, not a curated record. NCBI's taxonomy places the organism in Eukaryota, Viridiplantae, Streptophyta, Magnoliopsida, Brassicales, Brassicaceae. The transcript is spliced from 2 exons.